This is a messenger RNA of Suillus bovinus, 1317 nucleotides long. RefSeq lists its product as uncharacterized. The record is from RefSeq and is a predicted model, not a curated record. Bases 1 to 1317 code for a protein of 438 amino acids. Lineage: Eukaryota; Fungi; Basidiomycota; Agaricomycetes; Boletales; Suillaceae. The transcript is spliced from 6 exons.
AUGGAGCUGGUCCUUGAUAGACUGGGCAAACCGGUGAAGAAGGGCUCAGGGUGGAUUUUUCAAUACUCAGAUUGUCCACAACAACUGGAUAUGGAUUCCAAACCAGCCUGGUUUGAUGAGAGCUUCCUACUACAGGAUGACCAAAACCCUGGUCCCACUUUACAGAUACUCCAUGCCAUUGACUCAGAUCUCCCUCAUGUGAGCACAGCAGAGUUUGCACACCCUAGUCCGGCUGUACAAACUCCACCUGGUGUCAACUCAGACCUCCAUCACCUGGGUGUACAGCAGUCUGAACUUGAGUCCAGUGUCUGCAUGGCAUGGAAAAAUAUAUAUACUGGUGCUGGCACACUUGUGGAUGUCACAUUUGGUGGGUUAGGAAAGGCUUGGCCACCCAGGCCUGUAACACUUGGGCCUGAGGCCCUACCAGAUAUAAUCUGGCAGGCCCUCAGCCCAUUUUGCACGGUCAGCAGACAAGAUCUAGUGGCUACAUGGACCCACUGGGAGCUGAAGGAUCUUGGCCUGGCAAAGGAAGCUUUGGAGUGCCUCCAGACCUUCCAUAGAAAGCUGUACAAGAGGAUGAAAGAUGAACAUGGAGUUGACUCACAUCCUCGCGACCAAAAUCCUGGGAGGCAACUCAGAUCUGGAAAACCCAGGUGGGGCAGUAGAAGGCUCAAAGCUGGGCCACAGACACCAUGCGAAGUAAGGCUGUGGACGAGUCAGCCGAGGGAGUGGCUGGAGGAGGCUACUCGGACGGGCGACCCCUACCCUGAGAACCGGGGGGGCACUAAAAAAACCAUGGUUGGUCAGCAAGAAAGAAAAAAAAAAGAGGGGUGGGGGGUGUGGCGGAGAGGGAAGUGGUGCACCAAGGCCCAGCCUGGGGUGGAUGGCCAAACCAGGCUGGGUGAGGAGGGGGCUUUGAGUGGGCUGAAGGCGGGGGGGCUCACCAAAAAAAAACAAGGUGCCAGCAAAAAAAAUCAACAGCUGCCAUGCUUGAUUGCUAACGCCCAUGCACAGGAGGCCUGCCUGCAGCAGCAUGCCUGCGUUGUCUCUGUGCCCGCAGGCGCUGUGAAGUCACCCACGGCCAGCAAAAAGAAUAGAGGCAUGCAGGAGGGGGGCCGGGUGGCAGAGGGGGAAGGAGAAAAAAAAAGAGUGGUGGGGAGGUGGUGCCUCAAGGCCCAGCCUGGGGCGGAUGGCCAAACCAGGCUGGGGGUGAAGUGGCAGAGGGGGAAGGAGAAAAAAAAAGAGGGGUGGGGUGGAGAGGGAAGUGGUGCCUCAAGGCCCAGCCUGGGGCGGACGGCCAAACCAGGCUGGGGGUGA